AUUAUAUUGAAUUUACGAGUUCCUUACUAAAAUGAAGAUUCUUACCAGCAUUUUUGUUGCGGCGGUGUUCAUUGCCAUCGAGAGUAACUGGACAGUUACUGCUCAAGUUACUUCUCAAGCGGUUGUCGUGAAAAUAGAAGAGGACUUCGCUAAAUUUGAAACGACGGUCAAAAAUUUCGAUACUACAGUAACAGCAACGAAAGAUGGUGAUAAGCGAAAGUGGGAAGCAGCUCUCAGUUCUCAGUUGCUCCAAGACAAUUUGAAGGAGUUUAAAUUACCAGUUACCAAAAUGUCCUUAUUGAAGAAAAACGCAAUAAGCUAUCAACGAUUCAUUAAUGACAUUUAUAAUGAUUUCAAGCAAAAGCACGCAACUGAUAUAAAAAGAAAAAAUCGAUCGGAAAAAUUAGAACUUGCUGCUGAAACGUACUUGAAGCGCUUUGAAAAAGAAGGCAACCAGAUUGCUGAUGUCGAGUUUAAAGUUCACAAUGAAUUGGUAUCUCGAAUUAAGUAUGCAGAAAAACUAACAACAAAUUUGAAAGGGACUGACGUCAAAACUUUCAAAUCUGUCGCUGAAGAGGGCAAAAAAGUGCUGUCUUUGACAAGUACCAAUGUGCUGGAAAUUCGCGAACAAUUGAAACGCUUCAACUACUUAUUGCAACAGGCUAAUGCAAUUAAAAAAUUCUUUGGCGACAAUUUAAUGCAGUUACUCACUAAAGAGUAUUAGCUGCUUUUUAUCUAUUUAAAAAAAUCAAAAACCAUGCAUGACCAAGUGGAUGGCUCUAAGAAGAGACACAUUUCGAAUGGUUUACAUUAAUGCCAUCUGUUGGCUUGGAGAGAUGGGAGAGAUUGUGACAUUUUUGACGUAAUGUAUUUUACGUAUUCAUGUUUUUGGCAAGUCAUUUGUCAAUUUGGAACGUCCUGUUUCAAUAUCAAUCAAAUCACCAACC
This is a messenger RNA of Contarinia nasturtii (swede midge), 947 nucleotides long. RefSeq lists its product as uncharacterized. Bases 32 to 724 code for a protein of 230 amino acids. The record is from RefSeq and is a predicted model, not a curated record. NCBI's taxonomy places the organism in Eukaryota, Metazoa, Arthropoda, Insecta, Diptera, Cecidomyiidae. The transcript has 2 exons.